Molecule: messenger RNA, 919 nt
Organism: Beta vulgaris subsp. vulgaris (sugar beet)
Lineage: Eukaryota; Viridiplantae; Streptophyta; Magnoliopsida; Caryophyllales; Amaranthaceae
Product: nuclear transcription factor Y subunit C-2
Exons: 1
Coding region: 43-759 (238 amino acids)
Biological process (GO): regulation of DNA-templated transcription
Cellular component (GO): nucleus
Molecular function (GO): protein heterodimerization activity; DNA-binding transcription activator activity, RNA polymerase II-specific
Source: RefSeq, a predicted model, not a curated record
AUUCCAUCACAACAUUCCCUUAAUACACAUCCACCAAAGUUCAUGGAACCCCAUUGGUCUUUUUACUAUUCUGAUCAUCAGCAUCAACACCUACUAGUUAAUAACACUCCUCACUCUAAUCAGCAGCAACCUUCAGCAUCUGGGGGAAGCAAUCUCCUGCAGCAGCAGCUCAGGAGCUUCUCGGAGAUCAAGCAUCAGGAGAGCGCGUACACCGAUGAUUUCAGGAACCACAGCUUGCCAUUGGCAAGAAUCAAGAGGAUAAUGAAGUCUGAUGAUAAUGUACGUAUGAUAUCGGCUGAUGCUCCGGUGCUGUUGGCUCGAGCCUGUGAAAUGUUCAUACAGGAUUUAUCCCUCAGGUCAUGGAAUUGCACUGAGGAGUCUAAAAGAAAGACUCUUCAGAAGGCUGAUAUAUCAGCUGCACUUUCCACAACUGACUUGUUUGAUUUUUUGGUAGAUUUGGUGCCAAGAGAGAAGCCUCUUAGCUCAGCCAUGCCACCGGUUAAUCUACCAAUCAUCUCGUCGAUGGGUAAUGCAAAUUCUAGCCUUGGCGCUAUCCAUAAUCCGCAGCAUCUGCAACAGCCUGAGGGUUGUUGUCUAGGUGAAUAUCAGGCUGCUGCAGGACUGACAAUGGGAGUGCAGAUGCAGCUAGUACAAAAUGAUCAGGUAGAUGGAGGAGGGUAUAGCAGUACUAAGAAUAUCCAAGGAGGCUGGCCUAAUUGCUUAGCUUAUCAACCUGCUUGGCCUCCACCAGAUAUUUGACCAACGUUUGGUAGAAUUUUAGUCCCUAGCAAAUGAUACAAGGGGAGUAGUGACAGAUCAACGAAGCAAAAUCUGUUAGACAUGAUAUCUAUAUGUCUCCGUUUGUAGACAUAUAAUAUACUUCAUUUGGUAAAAGUUUUGGUAUAUUAUUCUAGCUCAA